AUGCAAUCUUUCUUCCCCCCCACUCACUCUCUUCCCACCGCUCACUCUCUCCUUCCCCCACUCACUUUCUGCCCUGCUGCUGACUCUUCUCUCCCCCACUCACUCUCUUCCCCCCCGCUCACCCUCUUUCCCCCCUCUCACUUGCUUCCCCCCUGGUCAUUUUCUCCCCUCCUGCGCUCUCUCUCCCCCCCUGCGCACUCUCUCCCCCCCUGCGCACUCUCUCCCCCCCUGCGUACUCUCUCCCCCCCCGUACACUCUCUCCCCCCCUGCGCACUCUCUCCCCCCCUGCGCACUCUCUCGCCCCAUGCGCACUCUCUCCCCCCCCUGCGCACUCUCUCCCCCCCUGCGCACUCUCUCCCCCCCGCGCACUCUCUCCCCCCCUGCGCACUCUCUUCCCCCAUGCGCACUCUCUCCCCCCCCUGCGCACUCUCUCCCCACCUGCGCACUCUCUCCCCCCAUGCGCACUCUCUCCCCCCCCUGCGCACUCUCUCCCCCCCUGCGCACUCUCUCCCCCCCUGCGCACUCUCUCCCCCCCUGCGCACUCUCUCCCCCCCUGUGCACUCUCUCCCCCCAUGCGCACUCUCUCCCCCCCCUGCGCACUCUCUCCCCCCCUGCGCACUCUCUCCCCCCCUGCGCACUCUCUCCCCCCCUGCGCACUCUCUCCCCCCCUGCGCACUCUCUCCCCCCCUGUGCACUCUCUCCCCCCAUGCGCACUCUCUCCCCCCCCCUGCGCACUCUCUCCCCCCCUGCGCACUCUCUCCCCCCAUGCGCACUCUCUCCCCCCCCCCUGCCGCACUCUCUUCCCCCCUGCUCACUCUCUCCCCCCCUGGUCACUUUCUCCCCGCCUGGGCUCACCCCUCUUUCCCCUCUGUUUACGCUCUAUUCCCCUUCGUUCAACUCCUCCUAUACAUGCCCUUCUGUACCUCCUGCUUAUUUGCCAAACCCCUUCCUUCCCCAUUCCUUCACACAACCAUGCUUGUACAGGUGCCCAGCACCAAGGGUUGCAGGUUUAUUGCAUGCAUUGCAGCAGACAGUUGCUGGUUUUGUGCAUUGUGCCUAUAA
Messenger RNA from Closterium sp. Naga37s-1, 1062 nucleotides. NCBI's taxonomy places the organism in Eukaryota, Viridiplantae, Streptophyta, Zygnematophyceae, Desmidiales, Closteriaceae. The record is from the annotation of a GenBank genome assembly.